AUGUUUGCCAUCGCUCGCACCAUCGCUCGCCCUGCUCUCGCGCGCACCUUCGCGGCCCCUGCUGGUGCUGCAUCGCUGCACACCCUGCCGCAACUCCCUUACGCCUACAAUGCUCUUGAACCUCAUAUCUCUGAGCAGAUCAUGACGCUACACCACACAAAGCAUCACCAGACCUACGUCAACGGUCUCAAUGCUGCUGAAGAGGCCUACUCCAAAACGCAUGACACCAAGCAGCGCAUCGCUCUCCAGUCUGCGCUUAAGUUCAACGGCGGUGGUCAUAUCAACCACUCCCUCUUCUGGAAGAAUCUCGCCCCGGCCUCAGAGGGCGGUGGAAAGCUCGCCGACGGCCCUCUGAAGUCCGCCCUCGAGCGCGAUUUCGGGUCCGUCGACGAGUUUAAGAAGAAGUUCAAUACUUCCACAGCCGCUAUCCAAGGCAGCGGCUGGGGCUGGCUCGGACUCAACCCGACCACGAAGAAGCUCGAGAUCGUGACUACUGCCAACCAGGACCCGCUAAUCUCGCACACGCCUAUCAUAGGCGUUGACAUCUGGGAACACGCUUUCUACCUGCAGUACAAGAACGUCAAGCCCGACUACCUCAAUGCCAUCUGGAACGUUAUCAACUUCAAGGAAGCCGAGUCUCGUCUCGUCGAGGCGUCCCAGUAG
Molecule: messenger RNA, 663 nt
Organism: Heterobasidion irregulare TC 32-1
Lineage: Eukaryota; Fungi; Basidiomycota; Agaricomycetes; Russulales; Bondarzewiaceae
Gene: mnsod3
Product: manganese superoxide dismutase 3
Exons: 8
Coding region: 1-663 (220 amino acids)
Biological process (GO): superoxide metabolic process
Cellular component (GO): mitochondrion
Molecular function (GO): superoxide dismutase activity; metal ion binding
Source: RefSeq, a predicted model, not a curated record